Xiphias gladius (swordfish) is the source of this 2650-nucleotide messenger RNA. Its product is annotated as fibroblast growth factor receptor substrate 2-like. Lineage: Eukaryota; Metazoa; Chordata; Actinopteri; Istiophoriformes; Xiphiidae. The record is from RefSeq and is a predicted model, not a curated record. Gene Ontology annotation, cellular component: cell-cell junction; cytoplasm. Gene Ontology annotation, biological process: cell surface receptor protein tyrosine kinase signaling pathway. The coding region runs from base 579 to 2201 and encodes 540 amino acids. The transcript has 7 exons.
UACCACCCCGGGUGUCCCGUACUGCACGGGCCGCGCAUGCUCGGUGCCACGGGAGUUCAGCACAUUGGAAGUGUCGGAAGUUUAGCAGCAGUGAUUUAGCCCGACAGGCUAACAGCGGGGACACGGUCCAACGUCAAAAACUUGGUUUUCUGCCACAAAAAACUGCGUUUGGACGGAACCUCCCACUCCGCAGUGAAGCACGAAGGACUAUCGAUGGAUUUAAACCGUUUUUCGCAGUUUGAUUGGCACAAACGGGAGCGUUAGAGAGCUUUGAAAGAAGUUGUGAUUGUUUUUUGGCGCUCUGGCAGCGCAGAGGAAAGAUGGAGGAUCUGCGGGUGUAGCAGCGGCUAACGCUAGCUGGCUCCUCCGUCUACUGCCAGCGUCGGUCAGGGACAAUCCUGAGCUGCUUCACCGCUGUGUGGAAAAGUCUGGGUGCUUUGAUUCAACACGCUGAUGGUGCUUGAAGUGCUGUUCAUGUUUUCAGAUCAACUAAAGCAUGAGUGUCCCUCAGGCUCUGAGGAUGGGACCAGGGCUACUGGAGGCAGGAUCUAGACAUCAGAUGGUGCUCUGAAGAAGCCAUGGGUAGCUGUUUAAGCUGUCCAGAGAAAGAGUCAAUUCCAGAUAAUCAUCAAAGUAAAUUCAAGGUGAUCAACGUGGACGACGAUGGGAACGAGCUGGGCUCUGGUGUAAUGGAGCUGACUGAUGCCGAGCUCGUCCUCCACACCCAUCGCCGUGAUGAUGUCAGGUGGCCUUACCUGUGCCUACGGCGCUAUGGCUACGAUUCCAACCUGUUCUCAUUUGAGAGUGGCCGCCGCUGCCAGACAGGCCAAGGAAUUUUUGCCUUCAAAUGUUCUCGAGCUGAAGAGAUCUUCAACAUGCUGCAGGAGGUGAUGCACAGUCACAGUAUCAGUGUGGUGGAGGAGGCAGUGCUAGAGCCAAACCACCAGGCUGCACACACUCCUGCAGCUCUGGGUUACUCUGUGCCCACGGUGCCUAAUGGUGUGAACAGGAUUCCCUCUGUGGGUGAGGCUCCGUCUCACCCCUCCACCCGUCACCCAUCUGUGGCCAGCACCCGUCUGCCCUCUGUGGGAGAAGAGUCCACACAUCCUCUACUGGUGGCUGAAGACCCGGUUCACACGUACGUCAACACCACUGGUCUCCUGGAGGACCAGCCCAGCCCGCUGACCGUUACCACCCCUCUGGAGAGUCCCACCUCUCCCCAUCCCCAGUGUCCUCCCACCCCCCCGCCGCCUCCCAGGGUCCGCACUGAGCUUCCUGUCCCGCCAACCCAACCGGAGCCCCAGGUGCUCCUGGAGCCUCAGGGAGUGCGUUUCGUGCUUGGCCCCACCCCUGUUCAGAGGCAGCUGAUGGAGAAGGAGAAGAGGCAGCAGGAGCUAAAGGAGGCUGAGGAGCCCCAAGAGACUAACGGCCACACCGAGGCCCCUGCAGAGCCCGAGCCUGCCCCCCUGCACUCCAAUGGCGGCUCCUCCUCCUCCUCCUCCAUUCCAUCAACAGCUCCUCGACGCCACCGCCCGCCACCCCUCACCCCCGACCUGCAGAAUGUCAAUAACUCAGCCCAGCGGCGCACCGCCCUGCUGGACUAUGAGAACCUGCCGGCGCUGCCGCCGGUGUGGGAAGCGAGGAAGCCCAGUUCGGAGGAGGAGGAGAACGGCUGCACUGGCAUGAAGACGCCGUCACUCAAUGGCUACAACCACCACCCCCACCCCCACCCCCACCAUGGCCUGCUGCACCACUCCUACUCCCACCCCCUGUCCGCCGCCCUCGAGCCCUCACACAACUACGUCAACACAGAGAACGUGACGGCGCCACUCAGCGCCCACCGGCCAGACACAGCCCGCCGCCGCGCCGACGGACCCACCAUCUUCAACUUCGACUUCCGCCGGCCGCCGCUGCCGGGCCACCCAGAGCCGCCCAAAACCCUCAACUACAUUGAGGUGGAGAUGGACAGCAGUGCCGGGAACAAGGGCGCCUCGGACGGCAGCAACCCCCACACGCCCCGCACCCCCACCUCCCCGCUGCCACCCAACACCCCCACCCGCCGCACCGAGCUCUACGCCCUCAUCGACAUCGAGCGCACCGCCGCUAUGUCCAACCUGCAGAAGGCCCGGCCAAGAGACGACGGCACGUCACGCAAGACGAGACACAACAGCACAGAGCUGCCCACCAAAAGCACUGCGUGACACCCCUGCAGCUUCCUGUCAAUCCUCUGCGUGUAAAGAUGGAGCUGCUGUUUGUCCCAGAUGGACACGCAGCCACAGACUCCACCUGAACCAGUGCAACAUGACUUCCUGUGUGGUCGCCUGCUGAGGUAGACCCUGAAGAAUGAACCUGGCUACUGGUCAUAAAGCAGUUUAUUCCUCUGGUGAAUGAUACCUCUGCUGUUGAGUCAGUGUGCAGAGCAACGGGUGGCAGCAGCAGCAGCGACGACGAUGUUAAUAAGACUGCAUUCCUCCUCUUUAUAUGGUACAAAUCAGUAUUACUGAACAAAGCAUUCCAUUUAGCCUUUUUUAUAUGAUUCACUACAUGCUGCUGUAAUUCAGUAUCUAAGGACCACAUGGUACACCACAUUAUGUUUCUGAAUAUGUACAGUAGAUUCUGGCACAAUAAAUGUCUGUUGUUUUUAUUUGUA